UCCGUGUGCGGUCCGCCUGGGAGGUGGUGGCUCUUCUCUCCAGUUCUAGCCUCUCGGCCGCCCUGCGGGGCCCGCCGCCGCCCCCGCCGCCGCCGCCAUGCCCAUGAAGGGCCGCUUCCCCAUUCGCCGCACCCUGCAAUACCUGGGCCAGGGCGACGUGAUAUUCAAGGAGUCGGUGAAGGUCAUGACGGUGAAUUACAACACGCAAGGGAAGCUGGGCGAGGGCGCCAGGAAAUUUGUGUUUUUCAACGUACCUCAGAUCCAGUAUAGAAACCCUUGGGUGCAGAUCAUGAUGUUUAAGAACAUGACACCGUCCCCGUUCCUGCGAUUCUAUUUAGAUACUGGGGAGCAGGUCCUGGUGGAUGUGGAGACCAAAAGCAAUAAGGAGAUCAUGCAGCACAUCAAAAAAAUCCUGGGGAAGAGCAAGGAAACCCUCGAGAAAGAGGAGGAAGAGAAAAGGCAGCUCUCUCACCCUGCCCAUUUUGGCCCCCGGAAGUAUUGCCUGCGGGAGUGCAUCUGUGAAGUGGAGGGGCAGGUGCCCUGCCCAGCGCUGGUGCCAUUACCCAAGGAGAUGAGGGGGAAGUACAAAGCAACUCUGAAAGCCAGUGCCCAGGACUGAGGCCUUGGCUUCUGGGGCUGGGGGGAUCGGGCCUGACUGUGGGGUUUUCCUUGGCCACAGGAAGCCCCUGAUCCUGUCUGUCCCCAGAAAGACUCUGAAAAUCUGUUUACGAUAAAUGGGUCUCUUUUACACACCUGUGAAAAAGAACCUUGGGGAAGGGGGAGGAGGAACUGCAGCUGAGCUGCUAAAUGAAUACCCCUGUCCCUUUGUGCCAAUAAAAUGCUUCAUCUAGCA
Molecule: messenger RNA, 853 nt
Organism: Loxodonta africana (African savanna elephant)
Lineage: Eukaryota; Metazoa; Chordata; Mammalia; Proboscidea; Elephantidae
Gene: MRPS25
Product: mitochondrial ribosomal protein S25
Exons: 4
Coding region: 98-619 (173 amino acids)
Cellular component (GO): mitochondrion
Molecular function (GO): structural constituent of ribosome
Source: RefSeq, a predicted model, not a curated record